AUGUCACAUCCUAUGAAAGACAUUAAUUCAACUUUUAAAAAUAAUCAAUUAGCUAGUUCCAGACAAACGCCAACAAAAAAUACUAAAUCUACUAAUAUUGGCAAUGGAAAAAAAUUGGUAAAUGAAAUACCCAAAAAAAAUAAUAACAAUUUAUUGAAAAAGAUGGAAUGUCUUAUUAAUCGAAUGGAUGUAAAACAAUAUGACAAAAAAACUGAUAAUCGAAAAGAUAUGGUAAAUUCUUCAUAUACUGCAGUUAUACCAAUAAAUGGAAAAGCAUCACAAAUGCAAAUUUCAUUUAAAGACAAAUCAAAAAAUCAACAUUCUUUCCAAGCUUCAGUUAAACCAAUUGCUGAUUUAGUUACUGAAAAUGUAGUAGAAAAUAAUUUAGAAGAAGAAGAUGCAAAAUUUAACAUUAAAUGGAAAGAUGAAGCAAAUAAGAAUAUUAAAAUUGAAAAUUGGGAUUUUUUAGAUCUUGAUACAUUUAUUGAAAAACAUUUUAAUUAUAAAGAUGAAAGUUGUAUUUUUUAUUGUAUAGAAGAAAUUCAAUGGAUUCAGCAUAUGUUUUCAAAAGAAAUUGUAUCAUUACCUUCGCUGAUAGAAGUUGAUCCACCUGUUAUAAUAUGUGGAGAUAUUCAUGGACAAUAUAAUGAUUUACUUAGGAUUUUUAAAAAAUUUGGAAAACCACCAACAAAAAAAUUUGUAUUUUUAGGUGAUUAUGUUGAUAGAGGUGAUAAUUCAUUAGAAGUUAUGUUAUUACUUUUGGCAUUAAAAAUGAAAUAUCCAGAAUAUAUUUAUUUAUUACGUGGAAAUCACGAACUAAAACACAUAAAUAAAGUUUAUGGUUUUCAAGAAGAAUUAAAACAACGUAUUUUAGAUAAUAAUUUAAUGUUUACAAUUUAUGAAGAAUUCAAUAGACUUUUUUCAUUUUUUCCUUUAGCCGCACUCAUUUCUAAAAAAGUUCUUUGUAUGCAUGGUGGUAUCUCUUCAAAAAUUAAAUCUUUAGAUUGUAUUAGAGAAAUCAAGCGUCCAUUAGAAAAUGUUCAUUCAAUUGCAUGUGAUUUGUUAUGGGCAGAUCCAGAUAAACUUGUAAAAUUAUAUGAACCAAAUACUGCUAGAGGUGUUUCAUCAUUAUUUGGUCAAAAUGCAUUGACACAAUUUUGUAAAAAACUUAAUAUAGAUCUUGUUAUAAGAGGACAUCAAGUGUGCCAAAUUGGAUAUGAGGUACUUUUUGAAGGUCAUCUAAUAACAGUUUUUAGUGCCAGUGAUUAUGAUGAAGAGCUGAAAAAUUUAGCUGGUGUUAUAUAUAUUGACAAAAAUUCUUAUGUAUUUCCAAUAUCACUUAAAUGUCCAAAAACAGAAAAGGAAAAAAUAGCUUGUAAGAAAAAAAAUGAUCUUACAGUAGAAAAAAAUUAA
Strongyloides ratti is the source of this 1413-nucleotide messenger RNA. RefSeq names its product Serine/threonine-protein phosphatase PP1-beta catalytic subunit. Gene Ontology annotation, molecular function: protein serine/threonine phosphatase activity. The coding region runs from base 1 to 1413 and encodes 470 amino acids. The transcript has a single exon. The record is from RefSeq and is a predicted model, not a curated record. Lineage: Eukaryota; Metazoa; Nematoda; Chromadorea; Rhabditida; Strongyloididae. Gene Ontology annotation, cellular component: cytoplasm; nucleus.